Molecule: messenger RNA, 1696 nt
Organism: Pisolithus orientalis
Lineage: Eukaryota; Fungi; Basidiomycota; Agaricomycetes; Boletales; Pisolithaceae
Product: aldehyde dehydrogenase
Exons: 10
Coding region: 134-1639 (501 amino acids)
Molecular function (GO): aldehyde dehydrogenase (NAD+) activity
Source: RefSeq, a predicted model, not a curated record
CACAGCCUAACAACGCCCGAUCACACCAGUCUUGCACACAGGAGUACUCCCAGCUGCCAGCUUCACAGUCAGCACAGUUGAAACCCCACGUAUAUAUAUACGCUGCUUUCUAUCCUAGUCUCCCAACACACCCAUGCCUACUAUCUUUAAUCAUGUAUUUAACACUCCCGUCUAUGAGGGUGAGGUAUCCUUCAGCACUGGCCUCUUCAUCAAUGGCGAGUUCGUCGAUGGGUCAGACGGAACUACCAUCGACGUGGUGAACCCGACAAAUGGAAAAGUGAUCACCUCUGUUUCAGAGGGAACUCCAAAAGACGUCGAUCUCGCAGUCGAAGCCGGUGAAAAGGCCUUCGAGACUACGUGGGGUCUCAACUACCCUGGUAACAAGAGGGGACUUCUCCUUAAUAAGCUCGCUUCGCUCAUGGAGGAGCACACUGAUGAACUUGCUGCCCUUGAGGCUCUGGGCAAUGGUAAGGCUUUCAACAUCGCGCGUAGCAGAGACGUCGCUAGUGCCAUCAGUUGCGUCCGCUACUUUGCCGGCUGGGCUGAUAAGAUAUCUGGUCGAGCAAUUGAGACAAUCGAGGAAAGAUUCACCUAUACUCGUCAUGAGCCCAUCGGAGUCGUUGGCCAAAUUAUCCCUUGGAACUUCCCUCUUCUCAUGUUUGCAUGGAAGAUCGCACCUGCCCUUGCGACAGGCAACACCGUCGUCCUGAAGCCGUCUGAAUUCACACCACUGACGGCGAUACGUAUGUGCCACCUUGCAAAAGAGGCCGGAUUUCCACCUGGUGUUUUGAACGUCGUCACCGGAUAUGGCAACACUGUCGGCAGUGCUAUCUCGUCCCAUAUGCGGAUCCACAAGGUCGCAUUCACAGGGAGCACUAUCGUCGGGCGCAAAAUCAUGGAGGCUGCCGCCAAGAGUAAUUUGAAGAAUGUUACCCUCGAGCUUGGUGGGAAGAGUCCGAAUAUCAUUUUUAACGACGCAAAUCUUGAAGAGGCUGUCAGCUGGUCUAUGCUUGGCAUAUUUUACAAUCAUGGUCAAUCCUGUCUUGCGGGCUCGCGUAUAUUUGUGCAAGAAGGAAUCUAUGACGAGUUCUUGAAACGUUUCACGGAAAAAUCACGUUCAAUUAAGGUUGGGGACCCCUUUGCUCCAGACACUUUCCAGGGACCGCAAGUCUCCAAAAUUCAGUACGACCGCAUCAUGGGAUAUAUCCACUCCGGAAAGAAGGAGGGCGCCAAGAUCCACAUCGGCGGAGAACGCCAUGGCAGCGAAGGCUAUUUCAUCCAGCCAACUAUAUUCCUCGACACCAAGCCGGAUAUGCGCAUUGUGAAAGAGGAAAUCUUCGGACCUGUCAGUGUUGUGAUCAAGUUCAAGGACGAAGAAGACGUUGUGCGUCAAGCAAAUGAUACGCUGUAUGGUCUCGCCGCGGCAGUGUUCACCAAGGACGUGAAUCGGGCGAUCACAACGGCACAUAAGAUCAAGGCAGGAACGCUCUGGGCGAAUUUUUACGGCGUGACGAGCCCGAACGUCCCAUUCGGUGGUUUCAAGCAGAGUGGGAUUGGGCGGGAGAUGGGAGAAUAUGCCUUGAAUAACUACACCGAAGUCAAGGCCAUCCACGUGAACCUCGGAAUGAAGAUGAUGUAAACUUCGCUCCUUGAUUGUGAAAAGUUUAGGCAUCAUGUCUUGGGUUCUAGUAAGAAC